CACAGGCCACAGCGGUAGCAGCUCGCCCAGUCAUCUCCUCCUCUCUUAUCAGCUAUUCUGUCGUUAUCUCUUAAUGUGCCUUAACAGAUUAGGUAUAUAAUAACAUAAAAUUCAGUGUCUGCCGUCUGGAGAACGAACAACAAAACAAUACUAAAGCAAAGAAAAUUACAAUUUACACUUUAUUUUAAAUACCUAAUUGCGUUAUCCGUGUGCUCCCAAUAACGUCACGGCUGCCAUAAGUAACAAACCAGCGCAACAACGGCUAUCGAUUUCAUCGUAGAGUCUAACUCGUUGAUUCAUCCUGUCGUGUCUGUUUGGAUUCAAUAGGAAAACCAUGGACUUGGAAAACGUCAAGCAAAUAAUCAGGGACGCCGGCACUGCCCUCAGCCGAGCCGUGCAGUUUACUGAAGAAAAAUUGGGUAAAGCUGAGAAAACAGAACUUGAUCCAAAUUUCGAGCAAUUGGUCAACUUUUCCGACAAAACCAAGCUUAACACCGAAAAUAUAAUAAAGAAUAUGGAAUUUAUUUUAAGCCUUAACCCAGGAAUGAGAGUGGAAAAUUUAUUUUUUUUGGACAAGAAGAAAUCUGGAUUAAGUAGCUUGGAGUACUUGGGUCUAGCUAUGACAGAAGCAGGAAAUGAAUUUGGACCAGACACAGCUUACGGAAGCGCUUUGAUAAAAGUUGGUAAUAUCCAACAAACUUUAGGACUCAAUCAAAGGGAGUUUGUCAAGUCGGCGAAUGAUUGCUUUGUUAAUCCCAUGAACAAAUAUUUGGAAACAGAUAUGAAAACUGUUGUUAAGGAACGCUCUUUGAUGGAAAAAAGACGCCUUGACCUAGAUGCUUGCAAAACACGAGUGCGCAAGGUCAGAAUGCUUGCAACGACAAAAGAUAAGCCGGAUGAAACAGGUCCAACUAUCGAAGAACAGAUAGAAAAGGCUGAAAAUGAUCUCAAAAUAGCCCAAGAAGAAUAUGAUCGCCAGGCAGAAAUAACCAAGUUGCUUAUGGAAGGCGUGCCAAGUGCUCAACCUCAACACUUGCAGCACCUACUUGAUUUUGUUGAUACACAAGCAGCCUUCUACUUAAAAUGUCACGAGUCUCUUAUGAGUCUACAAUCUGAUUUAUCUGGAUUUCCUUCCGACCAUGAUAAUAUUGCAACACUAUCACCUGAUACCCCGGCUCUAGGUCGCAUGCAGCAGGCAAAAGUCAUUACUAGUCAAGAACCUCGAGAUCUCAGUGAACUCAGACUCAGUGCCGGUGAAAUCAUAAGUAUUGAUGUAAACUCAGACAUCGGUUCCAACUAUUUUAUCGGUAAAAAAAUUCAAAAAGGCAAAGUUUAUAAAAGCAACGUUAGGCUCUUGAAUCAAAGUUAAACGUAUUAAAUUUAUAUACUACUUACAUUCCUUUAAACAACAAUUAUAUUAUAUUUAAAUUUAAAAUAUUUAUACUUCCUUUUAAGCUUUUAAAUAUACUUAAUGCAACUUGAUAAUGUUGCUCACUAAUUAGCCAAUCUUUACAGACUUAGUUUAUGUUAUGUAGCACGAAUAUAGCCUUUCUUUCAUGGAAGUGUAUCUGUAUUUUAAUAUUAUACUCAUUUACUAGUAUUAGUUUUAAACAAAAUAUGUAUUGAAUCUUCAAUUUUAUUAUUACUGUUUGUUAUUUAAUGAAUUUAUUAUAUAUGUUUAAUGUUUAUUCUAUUGAUCUGGUAAUUAUUAUAAGUAACAAUUUAUUA
Molecule: messenger RNA, 1728 nt
Organism: Adelges cooleyi (spruce gall adelgid)
Lineage: Eukaryota; Metazoa; Arthropoda; Insecta; Hemiptera; Adelgidae
Gene: EndoB
Product: endophilin-B1
Exons: 9
Coding region: 335-1369 (344 amino acids)
Cellular component (GO): cytoplasm
Molecular function (GO): protein binding
Source: RefSeq, a predicted model, not a curated record